CACCCAAAGACGGAAUCUGCUUGUGGAGGGCUCUUCGUGGGAUUCUCCCAUGUAUUAAAACAUAAAAUUGCAAGGGACUUGAGCUUGAAAAUAUGUGUUCCAUAUGUGGUGAGAGGGGAGAAACUUUAACACAUGUGUUCCUUCAAUGUUUGUUUCCAACUGUUUGGGAGGGCAUCAGAUUUAGAUGGGAGUCCGAUACGACAACUUCAUUCCAGUUUUGGUUCAGUAGUUAUGCAGUGGUCUAAUCAAUGAAGAACCUUGGCAUGGUGGGCUGGAUGAUUUGGGGCAUUUGAAAGGCUCGAAAUCAAGUUAUCUUCCCAAUAGCCCUUUUUCUUUGUCCACAAUAGAUCUUCUCAUUUCAUUUUUUAACAAGUAAAAUACCACAACUACCCCCACUUACUUUAUUUAUUACACCUCACCCACCUCAUUUAAUACACUCCACCCAUUUUUCAUUAAGGUAUUAUAUUUCUACCAAAAUAGAAAACAAAAUUUGGAACUCGUUAUAUAGAACCAGUUUGGCCAUUCACCUCGUGAGGAGAUUAAUGGAAGAGUAUAGGGCUAGGAAGAAGUACCUUCAUAUGGGGUUUAUUGAUCUUGAGAAAGCGUACGAUAGGGUGCCAAUGGAGGUCUUAUGGAGGUGUCUUGAGACGAGAGGAGUUCCCAUCGCAUACACUCGCGCGAUCAAGGAUAUGUACGAAGGGGUCCCAUGGUGCAUGCUUUUCGCGGAUGAUAUGGUGCUUAUCGAUGACACACGUGAGGGACUAAACGAUAAGUUGGAACUAUGGCGCCUUGCCCUUGAGACUAAAGGAUUUAGAAUAAGUAGGAACAAGACUAAAUACAUGGAAUGUCGUUUCAGCGGCCGGGAAACAGAAUCAGAAGUGGAUGUUAGGAUUGACUCUCACCUAGUACCUAAGGUAGACAGGUUUCGAUAUCUUGGCUCGGUAAUCCAGGCUGAUGGGGAGUUAGACGGGGAUGUUGGACAUCGUGUUGGAGUGGCUUGGGCCAAAUGACGCACAUUCCAUUCUCCCGUGAGCUCCAUUUAUAUAGUAUUCAUCUUCUUCUUCGUCUUCAUUUCCUGAUCGAGAAGCAGCAGAGGAGAAAUGAAAUACGUUUUGGUAACCGGAGGAGUGGUCAGCGGGCUGGGUAAAGGCGUCACUGCGAGCAGUGUCGGU
Cuscuta campestris is the source of this 1172-nucleotide messenger RNA. The record is from the annotation of a GenBank genome assembly. Lineage: Eukaryota; Viridiplantae; Streptophyta; Magnoliopsida; Solanales; Convolvulaceae.